Messenger RNA from Gamsiella multidivaricata, 881 nucleotides. RefSeq lists its product as uncharacterized. The record is from RefSeq and is a predicted model, not a curated record. NCBI's taxonomy places the organism in Eukaryota, Fungi, Mortierellomycota, Mortierellomycetes, Mortierellales, Mortierellaceae. Bases 263 to 718 code for a protein of 151 amino acids. The transcript is spliced from 5 exons.
AUGGCGCUGGACUCGCGUACCAAAUCCAUCCAAGGCGUCGACAUCCCCGGGUUUACUCAGGAUCUUCAUAGCUUCUGCAUAGGCGUCCCUUCAGGGGCAUCUCAGCCGAUAUUAUGUAGAGGAUCGGUCUUUGGUGUCUACUCCGCGAACCGUCACCAAGUUUACUCCACUGGCAGUACUUCUCCUAUCCUUUUUACAAUCCUGCCGGUUCCACAAGACUGAUGCUCACUUAUACUCUACAAAAACGGCUUCUUCGUCAACCAUGGUUACCUGCAAUCGUAUACAUUUCAAGAUCCCAAUGCAACCGCUACCAGUCCAGGCAAGAUGGUAUAGAGCAGCGGCGGUGAUACCAGAAACAAAUACGAUCGUUUUCUAUGGAGGUGGCUCACCUUCAGUAAACCUUAUGAGUGAUAUUGUCAUCUUCGAUAUGAUAAAUACCAUUUGGGUUGGAAGCUUGGAUCCAGCUACGGAUGGUUACUACAUGCCUACACUCACCGGCACCUCAAGCCCGACUGAUACUAGCACGAAACCCGCGGCGGCUUUAGAUGGAAGAACAAUCACUAGCCUUAUCAUUGGGUGCAUCGUUGUUAUUACCGUACUUGAGAGGACGGCCGCAGAUGCAGCAAGCUAUAAGGUGGAAGAUAUACACCCCGCCUUCCGCCGGAGACUCAGCUACCUCUCGAAUGUCCAACUAAUAACUAGUGAAGCCACGCGUUAAAGAUGGAAUUGAUACGCGAACUUCGCGCCAAGAAGCAUGCACCAUAAACUGUUAUCGCUGCAAGCGAUGCACAUACAGGGAUUGAGCUGCUCCACACUCUACACGCGUACGCGUAUUUUUCGGCUUCUCUGGUUUGUACAAGCCACUGAAGUCCUCCUCUCCU